AUGGAAGUAGGUGAAGGAAGAAACAGCACUACAGUUACCUGGUUCAUCCUCGUGGGAUUCUCUGAAUUUCCAAAGCUCACAGUCUUCCUCUUUUCAAUAUUCCUAGGGAUCUAUCUCAUGACAAUGUUCUGGAACCUGGGUCUUAUUGUCCUGAUCAAGAUAGACUCCUACCUGCACACACCCAUGUAUUACUUUUUGAAUAAGCUUGCAUUCUUAGAUAUGGGCUAUGUUUCCUUAUCAUCCCCUAAGAUGCUUUCAGACUUCUUCCAGAAGCAGAAAUCCAUUUCUGUUACAGGAUGCCUUAUGCAGUACUUCUUCUUAUCUAGUUUUGGUCUCACUGAGACCUGUCUCUUAGUGUCCAUGGCUUAUGAUCGAUAUGCUGCCAUUUGCAACCCUCUACUUUACACAGCCAUUAUGUCCCCUACCCACUGUCUGAAGAUAAUGGUAGGAUCCGGCAUAACUGGAUGUUGUGGUUCAUUCAUCCAACUGUGUGGUUUACUUCAGCUCCAUUUCUGUGGGCCAAAUGUCAUUAACCACUUCUUCUGUGACCUGCCCCAACUGAUGAUGCUAUCUUGCUCUGACACCUUUUUCUUACAAGUUAUAAUUUCUGUGAUCGCAGUGAUCUAUGGAAUUGCCUCUGUCCUGAUUAUCACGAUAUCCUAUGGUUAUAUCAUUGCCAGUAUUUUGAAGAUCAGUUCAGCCAAAGGCAGGUCCAAGGCUUUCAACACUUGUGCUUCUCAUCUAACAACAGUGAUCCUUUUUUAUGGUUCAAGUACUUUUGUGUAUUUAUGCCCAAGCUCCGAUUAUUCUCUUAGCCAAAGUAAACUGGCUUCUGUUGUAUACACUGUAGUAAUUCCCAUGUUAAAUCCAUUGAUCUAUAGUCUAAGAAACAAGGAAAUUAAAGAUGCCUUAGACAGAUGGAAGAAGAGAAUUUUUUCAUGA
Molecule: messenger RNA, 942 nt
Organism: Chrysochloris asiatica (Cape golden mole)
Lineage: Eukaryota; Metazoa; Chordata; Mammalia; Afrosoricida; Chrysochloridae
Product: olfactory receptor 5AN1-like
Exons: 1
Coding region: 1-942 (313 amino acids)
Biological process (GO): sensory perception of smell; G protein-coupled receptor signaling pathway
Cellular component (GO): membrane
Molecular function (GO): G protein-coupled receptor activity; olfactory receptor activity; odorant binding
Source: RefSeq, a predicted model, not a curated record